Messenger RNA from Dunckerocampus dactyliophorus (ringed pipefish), 1293 nucleotides. It is a transcript of the gene sgpp2, whose product is annotated as sphingosine-1-phosphate phosphatase 2. Bases 20 to 1204 code for a protein of 394 amino acids. Gene Ontology annotation, molecular function: sphingosine-1-phosphate phosphatase activity. The record is from RefSeq and is a predicted model, not a curated record. The transcript has 5 exons. NCBI's taxonomy places the organism in Eukaryota, Metazoa, Chordata, Actinopteri, Syngnathiformes, Syngnathidae. Gene Ontology annotation, biological process: phospholipid dephosphorylation; sphingosine metabolic process. Gene Ontology annotation, cellular component: endoplasmic reticulum membrane.
GUUAACGCGUACACCUGACAUGCUGGAGGCCCUGGCUUACCUGCAUGACUCGGAGCUGGUGGCGGGCUUCCAGAGGCGAUGUGGACUCUUCCUGGUCGAAGCGGCGCAUCGCACACGAGGGGUGGCGCGAGCUGGAACCCCGAACCAUAUUGACCAAUCAGGUGGUCUGCAGAAGACAACCUGGAGCCACCAGGACAGCAAUUGCAACUACAAAUAUGAAGAAAAUGGUUGCAUCAAGCCAAAGUAUGAAGUGAGGAACUGGCUGCUGCACAUCCUCUUUCUGUUCUCGGCUGGCCUGGGGCAUGAGGUCUUUUACAUCACCUGUCUGCCGUGUAUACAUUGGAACCUGGACCCCUUCCUGUGUCGACGCCUCGUCAACAUGUGGGCCUUGGUGAUGUACAUCGGCCAGGUAAUGAAGGACGUGCUAAAGUUGCCCCGUCCUCUCUCCCCACCGGUGGUCAAGCUGGAGACACGAGUCGACGCAGAGUAUGGCCUCCCCUCAACCCACGCCAUGGCCGCCACCGCCAUCUCCUUCACGUUGUUGCUCAGUGCCCCCUCUAGAAUCCAGUUCCAGUUUGAGGUGGGUCUGCUGAUGGCUGUGACGCUGUCGACGAUGGUGUGUUUGAGCCGUCUCUACACUGGCAUGCACUCCGUUUUGGAUGUCAUCUGUGGCGUUUUGAUCUCAGCACUGGUGCUGUAUGUAACUUAUCCUUUCUGGGAAUCCUUUGAGCAGUUCCAGCUGACCAGCAGCAUCUCUCCCAUGGUGGCGUUGGUCCUGCCACUCAUCCUCAGCUACACGUACCCAGAGCUGGAACAUUACAGCACCACAAGGGGGGACACCACCACCAUCCUUGGGGUUGGGGCCGGAUGCUCUGUUGGGUAUUGGAUUAACAAGCAGUUGGGGGAGACUUUUGAGCCCAAAGGGGUGCUGCCUGUACCCCUGCCCACACUGACAACACACACACUGGUCUUGGGCACUGCCCGCUUCCUUGUUGGCGUGUUUGCGUUAGUUGGAACCCGGCAGGUGACAAAAGCAGUCAGCUUACAUUUGUUGUAUUGGUGGUAUAACAUUCCAAAAAGCAGCAAGUGUGCCACGAGGAGGAAAGAAAUUGAAGUGCCGAGCAAGUUUGCCACAUACACUUCUGUUGGAAUUGUUCAUUCUUUUCUCGUCAAUAGAAUCUUCCUUCUACUGGGGCUAGUAUGAUUAGCCAAAAUUCUAAAGUAUUGAAUUAAAAAUGUGUAUAAUCUCCAAUUGCAAUGGCAUGUAUUUUAAGUGGAAUAAAUAUGUACUUU